AUGACCCCUAGUAUGAUAAGUCUUCUUAUCGCCAUUGCUUGUUUGCCGUGGGUAAAGGGUCAGUAUCCUAAAGUUUGUGUGAACCUUGAAAGCCUGAAAAACAAGACGUGCUGCCCGAAACCAAACGGCUACCAUGAGCCAUGUGGUAGCGAUGGAAACCGUGGAGAGUGCCAGGAAUUGAGAGUUCGCCGGUGGAACGGUACUUACAGUCAUUACCAAGAGUUCCACAAGAAGGACGAGCGCCACAACUGGCCCAAUGCACUCUUCAACAGAACUUGCAAGUGCAAGUCAAACUUUGCCGGAUAUGAUUGUAGCAAGUGUGAGUACGGUUACUAUGGUUACGACUGCAAACAGAAAAGAACCCUAAAGCGUGGAAAUUUUGCGCAAUGGACAAAGGAGCAGAAAGACCGCUUCAUGAGUUACAUCAACAAAACAAGGUAUGUAUCGAUAUGUAAAAGAAUUUUCCACUACGCAGCACGACAUCAAUCGAGAAAACAUUAGGUUUAUUUUGGAGUUUCGGCGGAAUAACAACUAAUAAGUUAUAUUACAACCUCUUACACUUUUCACACUUCUGACAUUCAAACAUGUGCUUCAUAAACUAUUAUUGUUAGAACGAGGCCCAGAAAAAAAAAAACAGUAGGGGGAAAAAGAGGCAAGAAAUCUGGGUGGGUCGGAACCAUGACUGAUCUUAAAAGCCCCUAUCUAGCUUACGAAGUCUACGCGGCUCGAACGUAUCUGCCCAAGUUUACUAAACUAAAAGUCGCAUGUAUUCCAACAGAGCAUGGUAAACUUCAAAUAAAUUUUUGAAUCAAUAAAUAUUUCAAUUAAACUAGAAAAACGCGUCUUGCAGACCCUCGCGAGACAUAGAAUGCCACUCAAUAAAUUAAAUAAACAAAUAAAUUAAAACAAAUAUCGUGAGCUGAGCGAAGUGUUGGUCUAGAAUGCUCUCCCACGUGAUAUUAUAUUAAGUAUCCCUUAUGUAGCACUCCGUUCUACUCAUGCUGCACUUCAACUGAAACCGCCCCAGUCCCCACUGCUCCCUGGUGCAGAAAUAUUUCAUUUCCGGCUUUACUUCACUUCCGGUAUUCACUGAAAAGCCGGAAAUUUCAUGUUUCUUUUCUAACCCAGUUAAGGAUUAGCAAGUUAUAGUUAAUAUCUCUCAAUUUGACCUAACAUUUCACCCGGAAAAUAGUAGGAUCAAUACCAGCCGCUGUUCGGGAAAUGAUCAUGAGCCCGCGCUUCUCCCGAAUGGUCUCUUCUCGGGGAAGAAGAUCGGAACAAGAUCGGAACAAGAUCGGAGCCGAGAGAGCGGUGGAAAUAGUGCUUAGCAAAACUUUCGAAGUCUAGAUUUCGUGGGUUUGUGAUGAUUUCUGAAUCAGAUGAACUGUAGGCGACCAGCGGCUGCUGACGUCGAUUCAGUGUGGACAUGUGCGGCUUUUUGUCUGUGCAAUGUGCAUUUUUUGGUAAGAGCUCGCGCGGUCAUUGAAAACAACGCAGUGGUGCUAAAUUUGACAGGAAAAAGGAUCGAACUGUUACCUUGCCAACAUCAAAAUGUGUAGAAGCCGGGCUUUACUAAGAGGACUGUCGUGACUGUUAUUUUUGUUGUGUGAAUAUGUGCUCUUAAUUAAAAGAAAACGUUAUCUUUUUCUUUUUUAUAAUUUUUGUCUUCUGCAGGUAUGUCGACAGCGAAUACGUUGUUACCACAAGCUCUUACCAACAAAUACAAGACCAAAUAGCUGGCAGAGGGGACCCCACUGGUUUGUUUAGCAAUAUCACGACCUUUGAGUUAUUUGUAUGGAUUCACCACUUUACAGUGCUUAAAAACGUUCCUCCUGAUAACAACAUGGAAGCAGGCAGCGACUUUGCUCAUGAAGGACAGGGUUUUCUCACAUGGCAUCGACUUUUUAUCCUGACCGUGGAGAGAGCAAUUCAAGAAGUGACUCUUGACUAUAACUUCGCCAUGCCAUACUGGGAUUGGACCAGCAAUAAAGAAACGUGCGAGAUCUGUACCGAAGACUUACUUGGAGUGGCAGGAGAGAAUGGUACUGUUAAAGGGAAAUACUUGAACGACUGGCACACUAUUUGCAAUGAAAAAGAAACGCUACAAAAGACACAAAUAUGCGACCUUAAGCAUAAAAAACCCUUUCUGAAGCGUUUGAAAGACAGCGACAGAAAGGUCCAUGAGGAUUUUCCAACCAAAGAUGAGGUGAAUUUUGCUCUUCGCUUUGAACAGUUUGAUCUUCCUCCCUACAACAGAAAUUCAAGCUGCAGUUUUAGAAACCUCCUCGAGGGAUUUGUAAACACUUCGACUGGUUAUCCGACGCCAAAUGUCCACACCCUUCAUAAUCAGGUACACUAUGCAAUAGGGGGUACGAUGAAAAGCUCGUUUUCAUCGGCUAAUGAUCCCAUAUUCUUUCUCCACCACUCAUUUGUUGAUCGGAUUUUCGAGAAGUGGCUUCGUAAGUACAACAAAGAUGCUUCUAUUCUUUCUUCACACGGAGCACCACUUGGCCACAACAGAAGGGACAUUAUUGUUCCACUGAUUCCUGUGUACACGCAUGAAGAAGUUUUCAAGAAGUCGUUUGAGCUUGGUUACGACUUCGAGGAUGUUGAUGGAAAAGGUAUGUUCAAUAAUGAUUUCCAGUCGUAAGCUGGUGUGAAAUUUGAUAUUAAGGACAUCUGAUCAUGAUGACUACUGGAUUGGGCGUAAGACUACUAACUCAAAAUUUAGGUGUUGCUUAAUCAUUCACGUUGCCAUGGCAACGACGGAAAACUAAGUUGAACAUAAUAAAUUUCAAGUAUUACAAAUAUAUUUUGUACAUGCGAAAUUUGAGUUUUAAUAAUACGUGGAAUAAGGUACCUGGUAAAACACCUCGAUAAGUGGUAACCACUCACAACCUUUCGAACUCUGUUCCUCCACCACUGCAAGCAGAUCUUGGAAUCUUUUUGCCUGAGAGGCAAUCAGUCCAUAGGCCUGCGCCAGUAUGUAUGUUACGAAAGAUGUCAUUGUCAAAGGUUUUACGGGUUUUUAACGUUUGCUUGACAAUUUAAGCUCAUCUGGACGCUGUAGGCUCUUAUACUGCAUUUUGUGCGACGGGAGGAAGAGAAGGCAAUUAUGCAGCAAAUCCUCACAUUUACAAAUGAAUUGUUUUGUUUUGUUUUGUUUUUUUCUAAGGAAAUUCGGCUGACGAUGAGAAAUCUUCGCCGUCCUCUUGGGGUACUUGUCCAGCGGGAUCAGCGGUCAGUAGAACAGAACCAUCAGCUACCGUGAGAAACAACAACACUUGCAAAAUUCUCGUGGGCGUUCUCGCGGCUUUCCUGCUUUUCUGUUAA
Molecule: messenger RNA, 3333 nt
Organism: Porites lobata
Lineage: Eukaryota; Metazoa; Cnidaria; Anthozoa; Scleractinia; Poritidae
Source: the annotation of a GenBank genome assembly